AUGUCGCGUUCCUCGGCAGGCUUUGCGGAUUUCUUCCCUACCGCUCCAUCAGUCCUCCAACAAAAACGUUUCAAAUUAACCCGAGAGCGGCCUCAACCCCAACCUCAGUCUGGUAACGAGAAGUGCGAAGAAGAGCUUGCUUGCAAUGCGGCUCCAAGGGGGAACAUUUGUUCCACAAAGGAGGAGAUAUCUUCUGAUGCAAUCCAAAAGCAUUGCGCAAAUAGCGGAAAGGCAUCUUCUGAAACUACAAAAGAAAGAACUGCAAGGCCUGCGAUCAACGGAGUCUCUUCUUGCAGUGCCUCUGCUCCUCGCGGAAGCGCAACAUCUUCACAUGAAGUACAUCUUGACACUCUCACUCCGCUCACUAAUGCAGAGUUGUCGUCACCCCACAAACCUAGCUCGCCUCAAAUUAAGAUACCAAAUGGGACUGCCGAAGAGGACACCACAUGUUUGAAGCUGGAAGAGCAAAAGUCCGAGAUAGCCUCUCUCCGAACUCCUCCAACUCCGCAAUCACUAACUCGUCGUAUCGGUGGCAUCAGAGGCUACAAGCUGAUAUAUGACCCUGACUUUGAGAAACGACCGUCAAAGGAGAAGCGCAAGAAACCUCGCUAUUUGGAUAUUGGUUUCGACGAACAAACUCAUUGUCCAUCUGACCCUCGACUGGGUAUAUCAAAUUACACGAGAGGUGCUGGUUGUAAACAGAAGACGAAGUUUCGGCCAGCGCCCUAUACAUUGAAGCAUUGGUCUUAUGAUGCCUCGACUAGCAUAGGACCUGGACCCCCGGUGCAGAUAGUGGUCACCGGUUUUGACCCGCUCACCCCCAUUGCACCGAUUAGUGCCUUAUUCUCGAGUUUCGGGGAGAUUUCUGAAAUUAACAACCGCACUGACCCUAUAACUGGUAGGUUUCUGGGGGUAUGUUCAAUCAAGUACAAAGAUAGUGAGUCGUUUAGAGGGGGCGGUCCUGUUCUCGGGGCGAAUGCAGCAAAGCGAGCCUAUUACGAAUGCAAGAAGGAACAGCGCAUUGGAACCCGCAGAAUCAGGGUCGAAUUAGACCGGGAUGGCAUGGUUUCGGAUAAAAUCGUUUCGAGGGCUGUUGAUUCCCAAAGAAUUGGAUAUAAGGGUAGCUUACCUAUCGCUGAAGACACAAAAGUUGAACCACAUGGGAAAAAUGAACCUCCUCCGAUGGCGCCGAAAGGCCCCUCUGGGAAAUUGUCUAUUCGGCCGAUGGCUACGAUUCCGGAAGGGCCAAGGGUAAGCUUUUUGAAACCUGUGGUUCCGUCAUUAGUCGAAGAUAUUCCAAUUCUGAAUCAGAUCAAACGUGACCCAUAUAUUUUCAUUGCGCAUUGCUACGUUCCCGUUCUCAGCACAACUGUGCCGCACCUGAAAAAGAGACUCAAAUUAUUUAACUGGAAAGAUAUUCGCUGCGACAGAACUGGAUAUUAUAUAAUAUUUGAAAACUCUCGGCGUGGUGAAGAAGAAACCGAGCGCUGUUACAAGAUGUGCCAUAUGAAGCCGCUAUUCACGUAUAUCAUGAACAUGGAAAGUCAGCCCUACGGAAACCCGGGCUACGAGCGCAGCCCAAGCCCCGAGAGGUUCCAAGCAGAGCAGCGCGAAAGAGCUGAGAAAGAGAGGCUAAGGAAAGAAGCUAGUUUGGACGAUGAAGAGGAAAAGAAGCAGCGAGCUCUUGAUCUGGAUCCAUGCAAGGAGGUGCUAGCCAUAAUAAUUCGAGAUUUGAAGGAUAAGCUUCUUGAAGACGUGAAGUCGCGCAUUGCUGCACCAGCAUUGUAUGACUAUCUUGACCCAGAUCGGCAUGCACCAACAAGGAAGAAGCUGGGAAUUGCGGACCCAGAAGGCACCAGAAUGCCCUUGUUUCGGAUCGACUUUGAUAAUCGGCUUGGAACACCUGAUUCUCGUUCUGGAUUAUCCCAAGCCGGUCGUCCAUUUAAUACGUCUAGUCUUAACGUACUUGCGCUUCCACGGAUUAGAAAAGCCCGCCGCCUUGAUCACACAGACGCUGCUUUCUUAGAUGAAAGGCGUAAACAGCCACUGCGAAGAAAAGAAGUUCGCCCCCUUUACCAUCGCCUACAACAGUUACAUGAUGAUGACGACUCAGACGAUGAGCAAAGGACCCCAUUUGCUAAAGACACUGAUGAGCAAGAUAGUCGGCCACCAAGUCGGAUGAGUUCGAGAGCUUCAGACACAGAUGAUGGCGAUGAAUUUGUCUCUACGUCUCUGCAAAGUUCACUUGCUAAUAAUCUGACUCAUAAAGUGAGAAGUUCAGAGUUGGAGGAUAAAGACGAUGUCUUACCGGAUGGGCCGUUUAGUGGCUCUACUCAACAUUGUAUUCCUGAGCUUUCGCCUGCAUCGCAUAAAAGGAAACGGCUUGGCGAAGAGCUUAAGGCACGAAAGAGACAGAAAGAAGAUGAAGAGCUUUUCGGCAUUAGCCCUACCAUAGAGAUAGAAGAUGAACGCAUCAGAGAGCGCUCAACUUCUCGGGAGGCCACUGACAAGGACGUUGUGGCUGGAGAUAUCAGCUCACUUCAAAGCCUGUCAGCUCAGGACGGCAAGAAUCAGCAAAAGAAAACAUUUCAACAACGCUCAGGACUCGAGAAUCUGCAAGGAAUUGAUACAGAUUCCCCCGUCAUUCGAGACGGUCAUCACGUCAUGUUGAAUUCCCUCGAGGAAGUCGACAAUACAGAGCUACGGGAUAUAUCAAAGACCCAAGUCAAAUGGAGAGUCUCUGAUGAUGAGCCUCGGCCAAUCGUUGAUGAUGAUGAUGCCAUUAUUAUGGAUCUUGAUGGUUGGCAGACCUUGAUUAAGGAUGAGGAAGACCUCCACUUCCUUCGUGAAAUUUUGGUUGAGCAGCAAAAGACCAUUGUUGGGAACCUGUCAGCGUGGGCAUGGAGACAAAAAGAGAUAAAGGCACUUAAUCGCCCUGGCAAUAUAGGGCCUGUACAUGAAGACAUAGUUAUUCAUGGUUACUAUGUUUCUAAUGCAACUGGCGCAGCUCGAACGGAAGGUCGAAAAAAGAUUUUGGAAUCCGAAAAGUCGAAAUAUUUACCACAUCGGAUCAAAGUUCAAAAGGCUCGUGAGGAACGCGAGGCAAAGGCCAAAAACGAUCCCCACACCGUCGCCGCUGAAGCUGCAAGAGUUGCAGCAGCAAAGACUAUUUCUAAGUCAACCUCCAGGUCUACGAGGGUGAACAAUCGCCGCCUAAUAGCUGAUAUCAACGCGCAAAAGCAGGCUCUUCCUACUCAAAAUGGUGAUGGUGAUGUUCUCCGGUUCAACCAAUUAAAGAAAAGAAAGAAGCCGGUGCGCUUCGCUAGGUCAGCCAUACAUAACUGGGGUCUAUACGCUGAGGAGAAUAUAACAGCGAAUGACAUGAUCAUUGAAUAUGUUGGGGAAAAAGUCCGGCAACAAGUGGCAGACAUGAGAGAAAGACAAUACCUUAAAAGUGGGAUCGGCAGCAGUUAUCUUUUUCGAAUUGAUGAAAAUACAGUUAUAGAUGCCACAAAAAGAGGGGGCAUCGCUAGGUUUAUUAACCAUAGCUGUACGCCUAACUGCACCGCCAAGAUCAUUAAAGUUGACGGUAGCAAACGAAUUGUUAUAUAUGCGUUGAGGGAUAUUGAAAGAGAUGAGGAGCUGACGUAUGACUACAAAUUUGAGAGGGAGUGGGAUAGUGAUGAUAGAAUUCCAUGCCUCUGUGGUUCAACUGGAUGUAAAGGAUUUCUUAAUUAA
Molecule: messenger RNA, 3738 nt
Organism: Aspergillus tanneri
Lineage: Eukaryota; Fungi; Ascomycota; Eurotiomycetes; Eurotiales; Aspergillaceae
Gene: set1
Product: histone methyltransferase SET1
Exons: 2
Coding region: 1-3738 (1245 amino acids)
Cellular component (GO): Set1C/COMPASS complex
Molecular function (GO): histone H3K4 methyltransferase activity; protein binding; nucleic acid binding
Source: RefSeq, a predicted model, not a curated record